AUGGCUGCACUCGUACCGAAGGUCGACAACCUCGAUCAUGUAUAUGCGGGAGCUGGCGAGGGCAACGACGUGCCCGCUGAGCUGCGACAUCGCUUCAGAAAUUUGAUCACGACCUUCGGAGAGAAAUACGGCCAGAAACCAGAAUUUGUAUCUCGAAGUCCUGGAAGGGUCAAUAUUAUCGGUGAACAUGUCGAUUACUCGUUAUACAACGUCCUGCCGGCUGCGGUCACAGUUGACGUACUCAUCGCUGUCCGUGUCCUCCCACGCGAUGGCGGAGCUGAGCCUAUAAUCAAGAUUGCCAACGUCAACCCUGACAAAUACCCCUCCAAUGAAUAUACGAUACCGAGCUCGGGAACAGUUGACGUCAAUACGCAGAAGCACUCCUGGAGCAACUACUUCUUGGCUGGACUGAAAGGGUCAAUGGAAUAUCUCCGAAAGCAUUUCGGCGACUCUUUCGGACCCCGUGGCAUGGAACUCCUCAUCGACGGCAAUGUCCCGGCCGGGGGCGGCCUCUCCAGUAGCGCAGCCUUCGUUUGCGCCUCUGCUCUGGCCGUAAUGGCGGCGAAUGGCCACGACAUCUCGAAGCAGGACCUCCUAGACCUUUGCAUAGUGUCAGAGCGCUCUGUCGGUGUCUUUUCUGGUGGUAUGGAUCAAGCGGCGUCCAUAUUCUCAGAGAGAGGGUUUCUGCUGUAUUGCCGAUUCUUCCCAACCUUCUCAGCAGAGAAUGUCCCCAUCCCGGUGUCCGACCCAGAAGUGACUUUUCUGGUAGCUCAGUCAUUCGUCACCUCCGACAAGGCUGUAACGGCGCCGAUACAUUACAACCUCCGAGUCGUGGAAUGUACCCUCGCAACUGUGGUACUGGCCAAGUUGCACGACAUUCCUCUCGACCCAGACCAGAGCUCACUUGGAUUCUGCCUGCGGAACUUUCAGGAAGAGAUAAUGAGAAAGGAAGGCCGCCUCGACGAACCCAUGGCAUCUCAAGUGGAAUCGGUAAUCGAUAUCAUCAAGUCGAAGCUCGACAAGCAAAGCUAUACAAGAGACGACAUUGCGAACAUCUUGGGCAUUUCGGUCGAGGAACUAGAGAAGCAGUAUAUGUCCAAAUUCCCGAUCCGAGCGGAAUCUUUCAAGCUGAGACAAAGAGCAUUGCAUGUUCUCGAAGAGGCUGGACGCGUGCUCAAAUUCCGUGAUACCUUGACGACGUCCGGAAAGCUGGAUGAAGAGAAAUUACGGUAUCUCGGUGAGCUCAUGAACGAGACGCAGGAUUCGUGUCGGGACGUCUACGAGUGCUCAUGUCCCGAGAUCGACGAAAUUUGCGCAAUCGCGCACAAGGCUGGUGCUUAUGGCACUCGACUGACAGGUGCUGGGUGGGGUGGCUGUACAGUCCACCUAGUGCCACAGCACAAGGUUGAUGCUGUAACUGAAGCUCUCAAACAAGAGUACUACUACAAGAAGUUCCCUGACAUCACCAAGGAGAAGCUUCAGGAGGCUAUUGUCAUUUCAAAACCCAGUCAGGGAUCAUCGUUGAUUGUUGGUGCGGCCCUUGACCUAUAG
Molecule: messenger RNA, 1551 nt
Organism: Cladophialophora yegresii CBS 114405
Lineage: Eukaryota; Fungi; Ascomycota; Eurotiomycetes; Chaetothyriales; Herpotrichiellaceae
Product: galactokinase
Exons: 1
Coding region: 1-1551 (516 amino acids)
Biological process (GO): galactose metabolic process; carbohydrate phosphorylation
Cellular component (GO): cytoplasm; cytosol
Molecular function (GO): ATP binding; galactokinase activity
Source: RefSeq, a predicted model, not a curated record